This is a messenger RNA of Grosmannia clavigera kw1407, 2184 nucleotides long. RefSeq names its product c6 zinc finger domain containing protein. Gene Ontology annotation, biological process: regulation of DNA-templated transcription; DNA-templated transcription. Gene Ontology annotation, molecular function: zinc ion binding; DNA binding; DNA-binding transcription factor activity, RNA polymerase II-specific. NCBI's taxonomy places the organism in Eukaryota, Fungi, Ascomycota, Sordariomycetes, Ophiostomatales, Ophiostomataceae. The record is from RefSeq and is a predicted model, not a curated record. The transcript is spliced from 3 exons. The coding region runs from base 1 to 2184 and encodes 727 amino acids.
AUGUCCGCGCAGCGGCCACGGCGCCUCCUGCGCGUCUCCAAAGCCUGCGACUUUUGCCACAAGCGGCGCAUCAAGUGCCAGGAAAACCCGGCUGGCGGCAAUCGAUGCCAGAACUGUGCCGAGUUUGACAUUCCCUGCACGUAUGCACGGCCGUCUCGACGGGGCCGGGGCUCGCCUCCGCCGCCGGGACAUUCCGACGUGGGCGUGUUCCCAAGCCGGCCGGACGGACAGUUGUACGGCCAUAGCCAUCACCAGCGCACAAUGUCCGGUGACGACAUGCCGACGCGCAGCUCGCAUGUGUCGGCCCACGGUGACGGCAACACCGGCAGCAGCACCGACGAGGGCGACUGCGCCGUGCCCACGGAGCCACUCAGCCCGACUUGGCAGGCCUUUGCCCACACGGUGACGCCGGCCUUGAAGCGGCUGUUUGCCAUCUACCACGAGACAGUGUAUCCGAUCUUCCCGUUUUUCGAUCCCGUCCGAGUCGAACGACGGCUCGAGAUGCUCGAGCAUGUACGCAGUCGCGCCUUUUUCUGUUCGGUCAUGGCAGCCUGCGCGCUGGCGUCGGCUCGCGCCCGCGACGGUGCCCUCUCGACGGAUGGAAGCUCUGCCGCUCCUGCUUCGACAAGCACGGCCGGCACGCCUGGCAGCAGCCGGUCGGGCUGCACGACCACCAGCGCGGUCGACCUGCCGGCCGCCGUGUUUCUGGCGGCGGCCGAAGAGGCGCUGCCGCACGACAUGCUGCAGUGCCAGGACUUUGACUACCUGCGCGGCUGUGCGCUGCUGGCCAUUGCCAGCAUCCAGGACGCCAAGAUCGCGUCCAUGCACAAGUACAUUGGGCUCUACUUCACCCUCAUGGCCGUCAACCAGUGGCACGACGAGGCCAACUGGCCGGCCCGCCUGCACGCCGCCGAGAUCGAGGAGCGCCGCCGGCUGUACUGGUCCAUCUACACGCUCGACGUCUACUCCUCCAUCAUCUGGGACGGCUGCAUCCACUUCCAGGAGAGCCACGCGCGCGUCGCCUAUCCGACCGGCCAGUCCGAACUGCCGCCCUGGUCUGGCCUCUCGCCCGCCUCGCCGCCGCUGCCCGCCAGCGCGUCUGCCCCUGCGCCCAGCUGGAUGGUCGGCUGGAACUUUACCACCGAUCUGUACCGCGUGCUGGAGCACAACCUGAGCCGGCUGCGGUCACGGUCGUCCCGGUUCGCCCUCGCGGUCGAUGGUGACACAGAUCACGUGACUGGUGAUACCGCCGCCACGUCCACGUCCAUGUCCACUUCCACCUCCCCCAAGAGACGCCCCUUUCGGGCUUCCUCGAGCCAGGACCGGGUCGCGGCCAUGUACGCGACCCUGCCGGCCGUGUUCAAGCAGCUGCAGCCCGCGACGGGCGAGCCAGCCCGCGACGUGUACGGCUUCCAGGCCGCCAACAUCCAGGCCACCCUCGGCCUCCUGCAGAUGGUCCACCUCUCGCUCGACGCCGACGCCGCCAGCCUCGAGCAGCGCUGCGCCGUCGUGCACGACGUCCUACAAAUCUUUCAUCGCGUGCCUACCUCGUAUCUUCGCGCUAUCAGCACCCCAUUCAUCUACCACAUCGGCGGCAUCGGCGCUAUCCUCGGCUCCGUCAUGGAAGGCCUCUUGUCCGAGGCCUCCUGCUGCCUCAUCCGCGAGCUGCUCCUCUCCAUGGCCGGCCUGCUCGAAAGUCUUGAGGCCUUUCUGCACCGCAGCGCCGGCGCCGGCCAGCGAUUGCGCAACCUCGUCGCCCGCCUUGAGGCCUACGUCGCCAGCCAACGACUACCGCCGUCACUGUCUACCGAAAACGGUCCUGGAAACGGUCCUGGAAACGGCCGACGUCCCAGACGACUGUCCAUAUCUUCGGUUGCUCUCGACCACCGCCAACAGGACCUGCUGCCCACGCCGCCACCCGUCCAGACGCUCGCUCCGCUCAUGUCUGUCCCCAUGGUCGUCAACACGUCCCCCGGUCCGGCUAGCGGCCCGACCGCUGUCGUCUCCAUCCCCGUCAACAGCCCGACUGCUGUCUACCACCAGAACAACGCCGGCUCCUGGGUUCCGUCUGCCGCCGCUCCCUCUCUCCCCCCAGACCUCAACCAGCAGUUCCAGUUGCCGGACGAGAUUCUCCAGGACUGGACCUGGCCCUUUGCUGCGUCCAACAGCUACCUUUCCUUCUGA